This is a messenger RNA of Lasiosphaeria miniovina, 2631 nucleotides long. RefSeq lists its product as uncharacterized. The record is from RefSeq and is a predicted model, not a curated record. NCBI's taxonomy places the organism in Eukaryota, Fungi, Ascomycota, Sordariomycetes, Sordariales, Lasiosphaeriaceae. Bases 1 to 2631 code for a protein of 876 amino acids. The transcript is spliced from 2 exons.
AUGCCUGUCGCUGCCUCCUCCGCCGCAGCUAAGAAGGCCGCCAAGGCAAAGACACCUGCGCAGCCGCCCUCCUCACCGGCUUUGAUUAUUUGUCGAAACAAGCAUUGGCGGUACAUUUCGUCCUUCCAUGGCCCCUGGCUUCAGCUGCCCCCCGACAUACUCGAGUCCCUCGCGAAUACAAACUACAACACCCCCCGCCCGCGCCCCAUCGACCCCGCCGUCUUCUUCGAUCUGAUCAAAAUUAGACGUCUUGUGGAUGAAGCUACCAACCUAGCCGUUCGAGCCGCCAGCGGAGUCGCCGCCAUCACGCAGCAGAACACGUCGGGCGCCCCCCAUGCUGCCUUGGGGCUGGGCUUCGGUUUUGGACCCGGCACCCAGACGAAGCUUAGUCGGGAGAGGAAGCAUCGCAUGCGAGAACAGGCGACCCAGAAGCUGUCAAAGGCGUACCAUCUGGACGAGAUCGCCUGCAGCGUGGCCACCAUGCAGAGUGCUUCACCUCUUGAAGAAGUAGCCUCGCUCGUCCUGCAGCGAAACCCCGACGAUUCCGACGCCAAGUAUGUGCAUUUUUUCCACGAGAAGAUACCUAGCAGGCAGCUCGCGGAGUGCACAAACCUGGUGGCGCUGAGUGAAAUCAUAUCGGACAGGCCCACCACGGCCGAGCCUCUGAGAACCCGCGCCACCGUGCGUGUGUUCAAGGAGGACCUCGAGGGCGCUGUUUCCGACUUGACAGAGGCUCUCAGAAUCCAUCGCUCAUACCGGCCACCACAUACAGCCCCCAAGCCGCAGUCGCAAGAGCUCUAUCUCUCCGAAAACCUGCAGCAGCGGAAUGGCCGCUGGCAUGAGGAUAUCAUUCUCAAGGAGGAGGACCAACCAAGCAGCGUCGAAAUCCAGUUACUCUUUCAGCGUGCUGGGGUUUAUCUCACGAUUGCUUGCCGCCAUGUUGCCGUAGCCUUCUCCGACAUGCCUACAUCUCCGCAGAGGUCUAACGCCCCGGGUCCGAGCUCUAGCACGACCAGCCAGCCUCCAGAGGGCUCGCCAACGGGGGAGGAGGAGCCAGAUGUACAGCCCGGACCCUGGCCUACGUCUGAGCCCCAGAUGACAGCCGAAGAGAAAGAAACACAGCGUAAGGCCUUCGAGGCAAGAAAGCUUGUUAAGCUUAAUGCCAAGCGGGCACUCCGCGACUACAUGGCAUACUUGUCACAUUGCGAAUACUCGCCCGACUUGUCGCUGGAUAUCGCCGAGGAGUUUGCGCGCAAGGUAAAUUAUACUGCUAACGGUGUCCGCGUGCCUCGAUCGCAUUCACAUCCGCCUAGGUCAGGCUCACCUGUGGACGAUACCGCGACCAGCCGGCCCCACCGGAUAUACGCACUUUCCGAUCUCUUCACGGCGACCCCUCCCGCCGAUCUGCCACCGUAUCCGAGCACGGAGAUGGUUUCGAUUUGUCAGGUCCAUCCCCGCUCUCCUCCCAGUCUACUUCAGACAACCACGGAGACGCUAACCUACCACCCUCUUCUCACCGACGCGCUUCAUUCCCUACUCUUGUGCCACUGUUUGAUGCAGACGUCAGCCAAAGAGCUUUUGCGCCACGCCUACAUGGUCGCUCGACUCACCCGUCUUGCCGAUGGCUAUCCUGUCUUCCAGGCUAGUAGGUCUCCAGCUCGGGCUGACUGGGUAGAAGUGCUUCGCGCAGGUGGCAACUGGAUCCAGCUCGUCGGAACCUGGGAAGACCUCUGCUCACCGGCCCCUCUACCGUUGUUUCAGCCGUCCGGUAAUGGCGCCGGCCCUGUCCCAGUCCCUCUGAGCCAGUUCCUGCCGGGUGCCAAACCCGCCAAGUCGCCACCCGCUUCAGCUAUUACAGACAACGAGAGCAUUGCAAGCACAGAAUCGUCAAUUAUUUUAGCUCCGGGUGGUGGUUCGGGUGGUCGAACUAGCGAAGAUGGGGAGAAACGCAAGGAGCUUGUCCAUCAACAAGCAAUUCUUGACGCUAUUGAAAGCGAGCGCGCGAACGAAGAUUCGUUCCGGCUGGCUAUCCGUGCUCGGCAACUGCAGGCCGAGCGCGACUACCGCCUCGAUAAUGCAGUCGCCUCCCUCGAUGCCAGACUCAUGAGACGUGAGAUUGCCGAGGGUCGCCCCGCUGAACAAGUUAGGGGGCCGGGAAUCUCCGCCAUAAAUGUCCCUGCUGACCUCCUCACUAAUGCAUUGUCCGGAAACCCAGUUGAAGACAAGGCAGAUCCCGGAACCCUGAAAACGGCGGGUGCCGCAGAAUCGAAGCCUAUUACGCGGACCAGUAGCUCCGGGACGAACGGCACCAAGACCUCGGCUAAUGGCGGCGGUGGCGGCGCAGCGUCUGCCCCCCCUCGUCGCUGGGCCCACGACGACGGCAGGGACAAUCCCAUGACAACAGAUCGCGCUGCAGCCGUGGCCCGCUGGGUAAGUGAGGCCCCUGCACAAGGUGGCUCCAGCCUCGGAGCCAACGCCGAUGGCGCCCGCAAGCGUAAGAAGAAGCCGGUGAAGCGCGGAAUGACAUCGGGUGCGAGCACAGCUGCCGUGCAAAGCGGCAGCAAGACGGAGCUAGGCUUGUGUGAGACCAAAGGCGACGGCGCGGAUACAGAGACGGAUAUUGCGGCUUAG